This is a messenger RNA of Ictalurus punctatus (channel catfish), 2714 nucleotides long. RefSeq names its product thymocyte expressed, positive selection associated 1 (gene tespa1). NCBI's taxonomy places the organism in Eukaryota, Metazoa, Chordata, Actinopteri, Siluriformes, Ictaluridae. The transcript has 12 exons. The coding region runs from base 264 to 2330 and encodes 688 amino acids. Gene Ontology annotation, molecular function: signaling receptor binding. The record is from RefSeq and is a predicted model, not a curated record.
AGCAGCACUUCUUCCUCUCCCUGCUUCCGCCGUGUGUCGCGCGUCACGAAGCUGAAGAAUCUGUCAGCAGAAACAGCGCGAAAGUUCGCGUCGGCGGAGCAACGAUGCUUUUAAAUAAAAGGCUGUUUCUGGCUUCCUGUGUUUAACGAUAUGUAGACACCGAGGACGCCGCGGUGAAUGUGCGUGUAAGACAUAACGUUACCACGGCGGUGAAUUGUGAAGAUGCUGGAAUUCGGAGCGGUGUUGUGAAAGGCCCAUUAGCAAUGGACAGUCCGUGUCCUGUGAAUCGACGGCAGGCAUGGGCUCAGUGCAGCCGUCACUGGCUCACAGUGGAAGAUACAGAGCUGCAUGCAUCUUCAUCUAGCAACCCACUUACCACUGCAGCUGCACAGCACUCUCUGCAGGAUGAAAUCUUUCCCGAUGGAUGCUCUACAGGAAAGAUUGAAACCUGGCUCCAAAGCUGUGGAAAUGAAGCCAAUCAAGACAAUUCAAGUCAACUCACUCUGGAAUCCUUGCUGAAGACUGCUAACAGUUUUGAGGAUGACCUGAGCCUUGGGGCUGAAGCCACACGACUAGAUGAUGGACUGCACGAUGAAGCGUUUGGGCACUGUCCAUUGCUCAUGCCUCCUCCUAAAUCACGUCGCAAAGAUUUGCACACAAGCACUCCUCAGCAGAGGCUUAAUCUGCCAUUGAGAAACAUGGGCCACAGUAUCACAUCUAGUAUCUUCUCAUCCACCACCAAUAAGACUGCUUCCAGUGUGUCUGAGGUCCUGCAGAUGUGUGCUGAGGAUGCAGAGGAGACUCUGUACCACUUAGGAUUUGGCUGUGAGGAGCCACAAGUAACAGCCCGUAUUCCAGCUCGGUUCUUCACCUUCCCUUCACAGCUCAGAGGCAUCAACUUCCGCCUGUUCCUUGAAUCACAGCUCCGCCGGAUUCGUGAAGAGGACCCCAGCCUCUCACUCGCUAGUCGUUUCCGUCAGGUGGAGGUGUUAACAGCCAUGGCCAAUGCUUUCUAUUCUCUCUACUCCCACGUAUCUCGGACACCGCUUCAGAAGCUGGCACCUCCCGAAUUCAGCUUUUCUUCACCCACUGUGGAGCGGAGCAUUGGUCAGCGCUUCUUUGGCAACGUCCGUACUGAACCACGCUCUCCCGUGGAGCGUCUCAAAGACACUGUGUCCAAGAUGUGCUUAUAUACACGUGGAUCGGACUCUGCCUCUCCAAACUGUUCUCCUCGCAAGAGGAACAGCCUGCCGGACGUGGCUGAAAUCAUAGUGGGGAAUAUGAGGUGCGAAGGGAGCCAUGACCAGAGUAGAGGAAUGUGGGGACAAGCAGAGGACGGCAACAUAACUCAAAAGGUGAAAGACGAAAAGGUUCCACACCAUGCUGAAUUGAAAGCUGAUGAAAAAGUGAGUGAGCAUGAGAACAUUACUAGUGCACACAAGCAGAGAAUCCAGCGGUGGUCACAGUCAGGGCAGAGAGAAGGUCCUAGAGCAAAGGGCUCCCUCUUUAAGUUGGAACAUGCAUCUCUGGAAUCAAGGUAUAAUCAGAUUGUACAGGAUACAGACUUGGAUGAAGGUUCCUGCAAUUCCUCUUUGCUUCCUGACUCCUCAAAAGAUCCUGCUGAUACCAAUGCACCAGCUCCCAUUAUUACUUAUGAUACAAUUUCCCCUCAUGUAGUGGAGCAUGUGCAUAAAGCACCUUAUGGCUGUUCAGAGAUGGAUAAUGCAUCAACAAUGGGCUUAUCAACCCCUGGUCAUUUGCACAGGCCAGACUCAUAUCCUAGGACACUUGAACUAGAACACAAGCCAAUCACGGAUACAAAAUCAUCACCAACACAGAACCAGGAUGAGUUUAGUGUGGAAAUACCAGUGACACCAAAGAUUUCACAAGGUGAUCCUGUGUCUCUCUGCCCAAGCAUCACACAAGGGUCACAGUGUAAGAUCAUGGUUACUGGAUGGGAUGAUAACCCUGUUCUCCACAGACACUCGUUUGAUGACUGUACUUAUUUCAUGUACCCUGGUAGCACUGCACAGGUGCAUUCAUGCCAGCCAGACCAACAGAGGUACUUGAGCCCCAGCAACCCCUCAACUAGCCAGAUUAACAGCCAACUCAAGCAGGCCAACUCCUUUGAGUUGGAGGAGGUGCAGAGUGUGGGAGAGGAGGAAAACACAUCACUGGAACAAAGCAGUGCAUACAGACUGUCGGUUACAGCAUCUACACAUCAGAAAUGUUCAAGCUUGAGAGGAGACAGUUUCCAGUCAGACAGCAGUGGCUAUGUUGAAGAGGACAUGCAGAAUUUACUCAGCUCCACUAAUAUCGAGAUUAGCUAAAGACCAAAACCCACACUUCAUGCAUCUUUAAUUCUCUAUUUUAUGGCUUUGCUUCUUUUAGAAAAUACAGAGUAACUUUCUCACACAAAGUCAUAAAAAUAUAUUUGGCUUGCUUUUGAGAAGUUGAAAAAGCAUUACAACUGCAACGGAAAGGAUAGAUAAAAUUUUUUAUUUCUACUUGUGCGUGUAGGCUAAUUUUGAUCACUUGUCUGUAAUAAAAUCACUUCAUUGUGCGAUAAACAUUGCUCAACAUUUGGCCAUUUGAAAAUAUUGCAGUUAAGCAGUAUUGACAUUACAUUAACUAUUUGUUCAUGUUUUGUUCUGUAAGAACAAAGUUUUGAAUAUUUAUGUUUUGUGAUAAUAAAGUAUUUAUUUGCACAUCAA